AUGGGCAAGAGUAAGAAGAAGAACCCAGGCGAACCGCCACUUGGUGAUUUUCGCAAAUGUCCCUCCGCCCGUAAGCUCUUUGAGUCUCUCGGCCGGGAAUUUCCUGUCAAGGUCAACAAACAGCGUACCCUCAACAGCUUUGUCAUAUGGCUUAUCGAACGCCUGAUUGACAAGGACGUGUCCAACCCAUCAAGCGCUGAAUCCGAACUCAAAGAGUGGUAUCAGCUGCUCAAGAGCUGCCGCAUUGACGACCAGACCAUCAUUGAUGGUUUUGUCGAGCUAGAGCAGACCCACGUCUCAGAGCACCCUCUCGACGCGAGACGUCUUCACAUCGUGGAAACGGAGUUGCGGGAACUAAUCAGGACUACGGCCUCGCUGCCCCCAGCUCCAUCCAAAUCUUCAACAGCUCAAAAGAUUCAAAAGCCCUCGGGCACUUUGUCCAAGCCCAUGGAUGAACACAAGCACCUCAAUCGGCGGGUGUCAGUCUUGAGGAUUGUUACUGGCCCUGACCCUUCAAAGUCAACGAACGAUUACGCCCAUCCGGAUAGAAGACUGUCAGGCCCAUCGGCCCGCAAUGACUCUACCGUUGCCUUUGAAGGAGACAUGAGCGAUUAUAUCCAUCCUGGAAGAAGGGCUCUUGUCAGCACACCACAAGAGUCUCCGAAACAUGAUUCUCCGCCGCCAACAUUGGCUUAUAUGCACCCGGAUAGGGCUGCAUCUGUCUCGGUGGGCCACUCCUCUCCUGCCCCCGAGAUCAUGUAUGGCCGUAUGCAUCCUGAUAGGAUGAAGUUUUCUCGAGAGGCUGCUCCUGAGCCUGGAGAGCUGAUUGAAAAGGUAGUUCCCGCUGCUGACUGCAUUCGAACGGGAACAGGAAGACAGGGCAAGAGUAACACAUUUGAUCCUUUCUGCCCCGAUUUGCCGUUUUUAUCAGGAGCAAAUGCGAUGGCCAUGGAAGACUUGGUGAGGCAGAGAGGGAAGAAAAAGCAGGAGCAGGAGUGGGAAAAGUGGGAGCAGGAGGAGAAGCAGAAGCAGAUGCAGAAGGAGAAGGAGAAGGAGAAGGGGAAGGAGAAAGGCAAGGAUCUCUCCUUUCUUACCGGUUCCAACCGAAUGGUGCUCGGUGAUGACUGGGCGUUGGCCAGAACGAAGAAGAAAAAGAAGAAGGCCGCGCAAACUGAGCUAGUUUUGGAGUACGGUGAGAGCCCAGUUGACGUGGGAAACGCCAAAUCGGCUACCAAGGGUGACAAGGAGUUUACCAUACCGGGAAACUAUGUGUGCAACCGUUGCAACGUGCGUGGCCAUCUUAUUCAAGAUUGCCCAACGAACGGGGACUGGCGAUAUGCCGUCAAAGCACCCGAGGACUACACUUGCAAUUUUUGUGGAAAACAGGCAGAUCACUAUAUUGAUGACUGCCCGCGGAAGCCUUCGAAAGGCUCGCGCAACGGUCAAACUGAGCGUGACGCGCCUCGGAGAGUCGUCAGUGAUACCAUCCGAGAUUCCGUCAUAGACUCCUACCGACCCGAGCCCCGCUCCCACAAGCGGCAUCGCAGUAUGGACAGUAAGUUUGACGAUGAUGACUAUUUGGCCUCGAGACCUCACCGCCGUGGGACGAGGGGCCGCAAGUCUCGGCGUGCAGAUGAUGACCCAGAAAGCAACGUGUCUAUUCGGGGAAGGGCUGGUACGAACGACAGUCCUUGGGGUGACUUGAAGUCUUCCAUCGUGGGUUAUCUCGAUCCAGACAAGCCGGUUGGUGACGAACCCCCCACUAAGGUCUACACCAAACGCAAGCCUCCGCCCGUCAGCCCGGACCCCCAUGAGGAGGGACGGCUUUCGUAUUAUGAUGUGCCAUCUGAAGACGCGCAGCCCGAGCACUCCACUUUGAAGAAGAAUAAGAAGAAGACGCCCCCGAAGAAAACGCAGCUGGUUGUGCCCAAGUCCGAGAGAUCCCCUAUUCGUAUCGCCAAUGCGCCGCCCCCCAGAAUUCGAGUUGGCCCACAGCAGGUCGGCCAAAUGAUUGAGGAAGAGAGGGACAAGAACGACUUGAUCCCCUCGUUCUUCAAGAUGUUUUUGGGCAAGAAGGUCUAUUUCAGGACCAAGGCCAAGCGUCCAGUGGCAAUUGACUUUAUUGAUAUGCCCUCUGAGAGUGAGGGGGGCGAUGACGAUGCCAUGGAGAUUGACCAGGCUCAAGAUUCUGUCAAGAACGAGCAAGGCGAUAUGUCCACCCAGCUGAAGAGCCGGCUCUCGCCUGGGCCCUCGGUGGACGAGCCACAGCAGGCGACCAAUUCUUCUGUCAUCCAACACCUCCACGGUGUCAUCGACGUGGAUGAUGAUGUUGUCAUGACGGAGGCUAGGCCGUCUGUCAUUGUCAGCGGGUUGGGAGACGUUACCGACCUCACUGGGCUAUCUGAUGGCGAGUCCCAGAGCCACAUUGUGGUGGUUGAUGAUUAG
Podospora pseudopauciseta is the source of this 2445-nucleotide messenger RNA. RefSeq lists its product as uncharacterized. Gene Ontology annotation, molecular function: nucleic acid binding; zinc ion binding. The transcript has 2 exons. The record is from RefSeq and is a predicted model, not a curated record. Lineage: Eukaryota; Fungi; Ascomycota; Sordariomycetes; Sordariales; Podosporaceae. The coding region runs from base 1 to 2445 and encodes 814 amino acids.